Epinephelus moara (kelp grouper) is the source of this 738-nucleotide messenger RNA. RefSeq names its product small integral membrane protein 14 (gene smim14). The transcript is spliced from 5 exons. NCBI's taxonomy places the organism in Eukaryota, Metazoa, Chordata, Actinopteri, Perciformes, Serranidae. Gene Ontology annotation, cellular component: endoplasmic reticulum. Bases 179 to 496 code for a protein of 105 amino acids. The record is from RefSeq and is a predicted model, not a curated record.
CUGUCGUGAAGAAUCGCUGGUUGGCUCACGUGCACCAAACAAAACACAGACGGUAGGUUGACAUGUCUGCAGUUUAAUGGUUUUUGUGCUGCUGCCGUGCAGCCCGGGCCGUUUCUCAAAGACUCGUAACGCUUUCUCAACAUCUGCAAAUAUCAAGGUGGACACAGUCUGGUGAGAAAUGGCAGAGGGGGGCUUCGACCCUUGUGAGUGCAUCUGCACCCAUGAGUACGCUAUGAGACGCCUCAUCAACCUGCUCAGGCAAUCUCAAUCCUACUGCACAGACACAGACUGCCCUCAGGAAUUGCCAGGUCCCACUGGGCCAGUCGGCGGAGGAGGUGAGCUGACCCUCCCCAUGAUUCUGAUGGGAUGGGCGGUGCUGGCUCUGCUCCUGUUCCUGUUGCGCCCAUCCAGUCUCAGGGGUAACCGUCCCACAGGAAAACCAUCUGGACCCCACAAUAGUGAUGGAAGAGAACCUCCAGCACCACCUGUUGACUAACAGUGGAGAGUACCAGCACUCACCCACCCGCUCUGACUGGAGCUGCACAGUUAGCUAGUGACUGUGACCAGGACAGCACCAUCUCCCCGUCAUUCAGAUAUCUUUUGCUUUUCUCCUAUUUUAAUGCCAUUGUGUUUUGGGGUAGAUCUGUCUUUGAUUUCUGUUACUAGAGUCCAGCUGAUACUGAAUUAAUGAGGCCAAUACAGAUAUAUUCCAAAGUUGUGAAAAAUCUUUUUUUUUUU